UCUUGUAUGUACACAUGCGAUAAUUUCCAGCGAGUCGAUGAUCGAGUCGAAUCAAGGCGCAAGUCACGUGACGUUGUAAAUGAAAUGGCGACUGAUUAGUGAUAAUUGUUCACUUCUUCUUUACCGACGGAGCAGUAGUUUUUCAAAUUGAGAUUGAACGAAGGAAAACAUAACUUGAAUAAAGUUUGUAAACUUCAAGAACCCGGCGCUAGAACAUCGUCGAACAUGUCAGACGAGGAAGUUAUACGACGUCGGCUGCUCAUAGAUGGAGAUGGAACGGGCGACGAUCGACGGAUAAACGUUCUGUUGAAGUCGUUUUUAAAAUGGGCCAACGCUCCAGAUCCAGACAAUACUGUGCACGAAAGAAUGCUGUCACAGCUAGCCCAGUGUGAAUUCGCACAAAAAAAAUCUCGUCUCGUAGCGAACAUGAGUCAGGAGGAGUUGAAGAAUUAUGAAAGGAUGUCAAAAGAUAUAGGUAUUCAGAUUGAAGAAGCUAAAAAAGAAAUUGAGAAAACUAAGGUCGAGCUACAAGACGCUAAACGUGUUCGUAAAAAUAGAAUCGAGUAUGAUGUUUUGGCCAAAGUUAUUAGCGAACAGCCUGAUAGACUUGAGACAGAUGUGAAGCUUGCCACUUUGCGUAAAGAAUUGGGAACCUUAAAGGAAAAAUCUGAACAAUUGGAGCAUAAGCUAGAAAUGCGAAGAAAACAAUUCCAUGUACUAAUAUCGUCGAUUCAUUCGCUACAAGGAAUGUUGGACGAGUCUGAUGAAGAAAUAAUGGACGUUAGUCUUGAGAAUUACGAGGAUGUGGAUGUGUCCAUGUCUCCAAAAGCUGCAGCUUGGUAAAUGUUUAAAAUUUUCCUCCAUAGCAUUUUGCAAUAAUAGAUUAUUGCAGAAAAGUAAUUGAGAAAU
Molecule: messenger RNA, 909 nt
Organism: Diprion similis
Lineage: Eukaryota; Metazoa; Arthropoda; Insecta; Hymenoptera; Diprionidae
Gene: thoc7
Product: THO complex subunit 7 homolog
Exons: 3
Coding region: 226-843 (205 amino acids)
Biological process (GO): mRNA export from nucleus; mRNA processing
Cellular component (GO): THO complex part of transcription export complex
Source: RefSeq, a predicted model, not a curated record